Molecule: messenger RNA, 810 nt
Organism: Cylindrotheca closterium
Lineage: Eukaryota; Bacillariophyta; Bacillariophyceae; Bacillariales; Bacillariaceae
Source: the annotation of a GenBank genome assembly
AUGCGCUCUAACUUGCUACUCGUCCUUUUCCUUUGUGGACUUCAAACAGCCGAAGCUUUACAAAAUCUGCAGCUGCCAAAGGUGUUCCAAAUGUUUCAGUCAAAAGAAGCUGGCGUCAUCCAAACCGAUCAAACCACCUCUCGAGUAGAUCUUGAAAAGGAGCUCAUCCGAUCCAUUAGCAAUACAGAAUACGGCAAGUCUGCCAGCCUAUCGAAUCAAAUCGAGGUUUUGAAUCGAGUUUCACAGCUGGAAAGUGAAUUCCCCGCUCCCCCAUUGCAGAAUAUAUUAGAAGAUGGAAGCAUUGACGGGACAUGGUAUUUGCAAUACACAGCUCCAAGUGAGAUUGAAGCUGAUGGAAUCGACGGGGACAAACUUAAAUCCUCUUGGGAAGUCAAAGACGCAGAAGAAAAUAUUACCACAAAACGAUUUGAAGCAAAGGGAUCGGUUUCUGCUGGAGGCAUAGAUGUCGAUGUUAGCAACAAGCCACCAAAGCAAAUAUUUGAUCUAUCGCAAAACAGUGUGUACAAUGAAGUCGUCCUCCCAAAGGCUUUUGUUCGGGUUGGUGGCUCCUUUCGUCUUUCAGAAAACAACGAGAAACGUGCUAUUGUGUCGUUCAAUCAAUGUACAAUUGAUUUGAAUUUCAUCAAACUAGAUCUGGGGUUUCUGUUUGGAGUCAUAGGAUUCUUCAAAGGCACCACUGAAAAUGGGUGGUUAGAAACUACGUAUCUAUCUGACAACGUCAGAAUUGGAAGAGGAAACAAAGGAUCGAUGUUUGUCCUGACACGAGAUGAAGGAUCUGUGGCUCCAUAA